CUCCUGGCGGCGUUGCCGUGGAGACGGAGCUCGCUGUGUGGAUGUGGCAACUCGCCGAAGCACAGCCUUUGCAGACUAUCUGCAGCGGGGGCUCACAGGACCGACGCCAAGAUGAUGCUUUCAAGGGCCAAACCCGCUGUGGGCGGGGAGUCACCGCACACUGACAAAAGAAAGAAGAAAGGGAGGAAGAUUCCAAAACUAGAGGAUCUACUUUCGCAGAGAGAUUUCACUGGCGCUAUUACCCUAUUGGAGUUCAAGCGCCAUGUUGGGGAGCAAGAAGACGACAGUAACUUAUGGAUUGGAUACUGUGCUUUUCACCUGGGUGACUACAAGAGAGCUUUGGAGGAAUAUGAAAACGCAACGAAGGAGGAAAAUUGCAAUCCAGAAGUGUGGGUGAACUUGGCCUGCACCUACUUUUUUCUUGGGAUGUAUAAACAAGCAGAAGCUGCUGGGUUUAAAGCUCCAAAAAGCCGGCUCCAAAACCGCCUACUGUUCCAUCUGGCUCACAAGUUUAAUGAUGAGAAGAAAUUAAUGAACUUUCAUCAGAAUCUUCAGGAUAUCAAGGAAGACCAGCUUAGUUUGGCCUCAAUCCACUACAUGCGAUCCCAUUACCAAGAAGCUAUUGAUAUAUACAAGCGGAUCCUGCUGGACAACAGGGAAUACCUGGCCCUCAAUGUGUAUGUGGCCCUCUGCUACUACAAACUGGAUUACUAUGAUGUGUCUCAAGAAGUCCUGGCUGUUUACCUUCAGCAGAUUCCUGACAGUACCAUCGCCCUCAACCUUAAGGCCUGCAAUCACUUUCGCCUUUAUAACGGCAAAGCAGCUGAGGCAGAGCUCAAAAGCUUGAUGGACAAUGCAUCUUCACCCUUUGAAUUUGCUAAAGAACUCAUCAGGCACAAUCUGGUUGUUUUCCGAGGAGGCGAAGGGGCUUUGCAGGUUUUACCUCCCCUGGUUGACGUCAUUCCUGAAGCUAGGCUCAACCUAGUGAUUUACUACCUUCGUCAAGAUGAUGUGCAGGAAGCCUAUAAUUUAAUCAAGGAUUUGGAACCUACUACACCUCAGGAGUAUAUCCUCAAGGGAGUUGUCAAUGCAGCCCUUGGCCAGGAAAUGGGUUCAAGGGAUCAUAUGAAAAUUGCCCAGCAGUUUUUCCAGUUGGUAGGAGGAUCAGCUAGUGAAUGUGAUACAAUACCAGGAAGGCAGUGCAUGGCUUCUUGUUUCUUCCUACUUAAACAAUUUGAUGAUGUCUUGAUUUACCUCAACUCUUUUAAGAGUUACUUCUAUAAUGAUGACAUCUUUAACUUUAAUUAUGCCCAAGCCAAAGCUGCAACAGGCAAUACCAGUGAGGGUGAAGAGGUUUUCCUCUUGAUCCAAAGUGAGAAACUGAAAAAUGAUUACAUUUAUCUUAGCUGGUUAGCUCGCUGCUAUAUUAUGAAUAAGAAACCAAGACUAGCUUGGGAACUUUAUCUCAAGAUGGAAACCUCUGGCGAGUCUUUCAGCCUCUUACAGCUCAUUGCCAAUGACUGUUACAAGAUGGGCCAGUUCUACUAUUCAGCCAAAGCUUUUGAUGUCUUAGAAAGACUGGAUCCCAACCCUGAAUACUGGGAAGGCAAGAGGGGUGCCUGUGUGGGCAUUUUCCAGAUGAUUUUAGCUGGGAGAGAACCCAAAGAGACCCUCCGAGAAGUGCUGCAUUUACUGAGAAGCACAGGAAACACCCAAGUGGAGUAUAUCAUCAGGAUCAUGAAGAAGUGGGCCAAGGAGAAUAGAGUGCCCAUCUAAGCAGCCAAACCCUAGGCCAGGACCAGCUUCCUCUCAAGUCAAAUUGGAACUGUUUUCCUGCACUUGAAUAUGCAAUCCGGGAUCCUGCUUGAUUGACAUGUCCUUCCUUGCUCUUAGAGCAUUAGGAUGAGUGGGUGGUAUGUGUGGACUUAGCCAUCAGGCAGCAGGAGCUGACACCCAAUGUCAUCUACUGGUGAAAGUUUGUUGGCCUUCCCUGGUGCCUUUCCUCCCUAAUCACCCUCAGCACUAGUCUGUAAUUUACUGGCUUUAGGAAUAGAUACUAGUUUUGUUUUUCUUUCUCUGUUAGCAUUUCAGGACAUAUUUUUUUUUCUUUUCUUUUUUUCUUUUC
This is a messenger RNA of Mus caroli (Ryukyu mouse), 2125 nucleotides long. RefSeq names its product intraflagellar transport 56 (gene Ift56). The record is from RefSeq and is a predicted model, not a curated record. Gene Ontology annotation, molecular function: protein binding; intraciliary transport particle B binding. Gene Ontology annotation, cellular component: ciliary basal body; ciliary base; intraciliary transport particle B. Lineage: Eukaryota; Metazoa; Chordata; Mammalia; Rodentia; Muridae. Gene Ontology annotation, biological process: intraciliary transport involved in cilium assembly; intraciliary anterograde transport.